Penicillium canescens is the source of this 402-nucleotide messenger RNA. RefSeq lists its product as uncharacterized. The coding region runs from base 1 to 402 and encodes 133 amino acids. The transcript has a single exon. Lineage: Eukaryota; Fungi; Ascomycota; Eurotiomycetes; Eurotiales; Aspergillaceae. The record is from RefSeq and is a predicted model, not a curated record.
AUGAAGGAUUCGAACAUCUGCACAUCCGCAGCCGAACGGGUUAUCCUCCAAGCGACUUUAUUAUCUCAUGGGUACACUGUGUUUAUCAAAGCUACAACAACCGGGAAAGAACAUCAUAUUCGGGCCGAAGUCGAUACCUAUUCCCGCCUUCGCAGUUUACAGGGGUAUCAAAUCCCCGUCUAUGUGAGAAACUGCGAACCUCGCGUAACAUGUUGGUAUCGUGGCCUGGUAAUGGCCCACGUGAUGAUUCUGAGCUGGUCUGGGGUUCGCAUUCAACAGAUCAUCAACGAGGAAAAUUCAAGCUUCUUCUACGGCAAGCGUGAGAAGGUUUUGGAAACUCUUCGAUUACAUGGAGUUGUUCCUGGCGAUAAGCACUGGCGUAACAUGCUAUGGAAUGAGUAG